Molecule: messenger RNA, 965 nt
Organism: Sitophilus oryzae (rice weevil)
Lineage: Eukaryota; Metazoa; Arthropoda; Insecta; Coleoptera; Curculionidae
Product: protein bfr2-like
Exons: 6
Coding region: 110-799 (229 amino acids)
Source: RefSeq, a predicted model, not a curated record
CUCGACAGACAUCAAUAUAUUUGUCUUAAAGAGAAGUGUUACGGUAUAGUUUUUGGUCGUUUUUGACCAGGAAUACGAUCGAUUCCAUCAAAUCAACUUCCGGUUCAAGAUGCAGAUGUGCCUCGUCAUCAUUUCCGUUGCGAGUUUGAGCAUCAGCGCUCAACCGAUCAAGGAUGAGUUGAUGUUUGAAGGUCCCGGCGAUACAGCUACUGUAGAAAGCACGGUGAGGGAAGCUAGGGCGGCUCCAGGACAUAUAUCUGAUUUGAUUAAACCAGGUGUAAAAGACGCUUUUCUCUAUGUCUAUGGCGACGCGGAAAACGACGAUGGAGACGUGCACGGUUACUCGAAAAAAACGAACGAUAAAGGACAAGAUGGCUACAAACAUUUCGACAGUUUUCAUAAAAAAGACGGCGACAAGUAUGGCUACGAGAAACAUACAGAGUUCGGCCAAGACAACCGCGCUUUCAUAGAGAAUGAGAACGAUAAGGCCAUCAAGGAAUCUGACGCCGAAUCCGGUGGUGAUGAUGAUAAGGAAGACGAUGGAGAAGAAACCAAGAAAUCCUAUACAGUUUUUACUGAGUUAGAUUCGGAAGACAAGAAACAACCAAAAAGAAAGGCCGAAUCUGAAUACGAUUUCUUCGGUGGUGGCGGAUCAGGAACAGUUUUCUACGAAGGUGAAUCGUCAUCGGAUAAAGCUGAGGGAGCUGAAAGCAAUGAAGCAGCGGAAGAUGACGAAGGUUCGGCCGAAACAGAAGAAGGUGAGGAAGCUGAGGAAGAAGAAGAAGAAUCUGAAUAUUAAAAACGUUAAAGUAGAUUAAGAGUUUCAAAUGUCUCAAAUUUUCCUCUAAAUUCUUCACAUCUCAUAUAAUCUUUCUCUCUUUCUUUUUAUCUACUUUGUACCUACAUAACUCUUGUAACUAGUCUAAACUGUGCUUUUUAUGUGUAUCUUUAUUAUUCUUGUCAUC